AUUAACUCAUGAUCUUAAAAAUUAGAUAACUCUUUUCAACAACAGCAGAAACUGUAUCUAGCAGUAAAUAAUGGAUGAAAUUCUUUAACAAUACUUCUGGAAUACAAAUAAAUAUUGAAAGGAGUUUGAAAAAUGAUGCUGUAUUUAUCCAUAAUAUUAUAGAGCGAAAAUCUCAAUUAUUAUGUUCGUCAAAAUUAUAAGACUUUCAAUUAAGAAUAGUUGUUUUCAGCUUAUAUUAAAAAAGACUUGCAAUUUGAAAUUUAAAAAUAAGUAUAAAUGGAAGUCUUAGAAAGAUUUGUUGCUAAUUAAAUGUCUUUUAGUGAGAAUAUGCUCGUUUCUUAUUUAAGUAAAGAAGCUUAAAUGUUACCAGCUUAUUAUUCAAUAAUAGCAUAAAACCUGUUAUUAAAUGGACUCAAUGUCUUUGAUAAACUUAAUAAGAUUCAAUAAAUUGAAUAUAUGAGAUUAUCUAUCUAAGCAGGUUUUUUGAAUUCUGACAUACUUUAAUAAUUUAUCAAAAACUUAAAAAUGGAUGAUCAAUUUGCUGAAUCAUUAACAUUGCUUUAAUUUAAAUGUAUAAUGACUGUAUUUGAUCAUUGUGCUACUUCUCCUUAUGAUUUAGGAUUACAACCAGGCUUCAUAGAUUACUUAUUUAAUAAAUAUUUACAAAGACUAAGUAAUUUUGAACUUGUUGCUUCAGAGAUUAUUAAACAUGAGUUUUCUUAACUUAUUAUUACUAAUCACUAUAAUUUUUUAAGUGAAGAAUAAUACACUCAAAUUAAGAUUGCGUAUGCUAAAAUGUAUGAAUUAAAUUCUAUAUUUAAUAAGUUUUGAGAAAAUGUUUAAUAAGAAUUACAAUUUUAUUGUGCAUAGAAAUUUAAAUGGUAAAGAUAUUGCUAAAAAAUUAUAUUGGCUUUAUUCACCAGAAGAUUUUAAAUUAAUCCAAAGAACUCUCAAUUAUCUAAUAUCCAGUUCUAUUUAUUAAAGUGAAUUCAAGGUUGAUUAUACUAUUUAUGCAUUAUCAUGUAUUUAAUUAUUAAAUAAAUCAUAGAAUAUUUUAAGUAUUUCUCUCCAUAGUUAUACUCUUUAUCAUUAAAAUACUGUUAGAAAUAAUACAAUUACAAAACCUCAAAGAAUGAUAUUAAGCAAAUCAUUUAUUUAUUGAACAGCAACUCAAUAAAAGGAUUUCGAUCUAUUCUAAGUGAUCGAAUUAUGAUUGAUGAUGUAGAAAUAUUUAUUAGAAAUGCUUUCAUUUCUUACCUUAACAAUGUAAAAGAAGAAGAAUUGUUAAUUUUUGAAGAUGCUUUUGAUCCAAAUAUGGAAUUAGAUGUUGAAAUUGAAUUUAAUGAUGCUGAAUAUUCAGAAAUCUUACCAUAUUAUUAAAACAAUCAUAAAAAUUAAGAAGUUCAAAAUCAUCAAAAUUAAUAAUUAUUUAUUGCUAAUCUAAAAAAUAAAUUCUAUGCUUUAUAAAACAUUUUAUAGAAAAAUGGAUUUUAAAGAAUCUAAACUUCUAAAAUAAACAAAAGAAUUACUAUAUUAGAUCCAAUUCUUACUUUUAUAGAAGCAUUAUAUUUUGCAUCUAUUUAUAUUCCUGAAUUUUAACCAUAAACAAAAAUAUUUAAAACUCCAUAAAUGCUGAAAUUUAUUAAUAAUCUUAUUUAUAUGCCUAAUCUAUUAGAACAUUUAAUUUAAUUGAAUCAAAUUUGGCCUAAUUUAUUUAGUGAAGAUAUAAAAUCUAUAAUAUUAAUUAAUAAAUCAAGAAUAGAUCAAAUUUAUAAUUCUUGUAAGAAUCCUUAAGAAUUUAUUGAUAAAGUGGAAGGACAAAUAAAGAAGUCACAUCUAGAAAGAUCAAGAAAAUAACUUUAUAGAAAUAGAACAUAUUAAGGAAUUAUAUCAAUGUUUAAUUUUAUACGUCCAAAACCACAUUCUAUAUUAUCACCAAUAUUGAAAAAUCCAUAUGAUGAAUACACAAUAGAAGAAGCAUAUUGUAAUUCAGAGAAUAAUACAUAUUGGAAAGUAUCUUAAAAAAGUGAGAAUGUGAUAUAACACACUCAUUUUAAGGAAUUAAUAUGGUAAUCUCUUAAACUUGAUUCAAAUGAAUGGAUAAUUAAUUAUAGUGAUUAUCCACAUAUUCUUGAUUUUGUUUGUUUAAAAUAGAAAAUAGCAGUCUUUUUAGAAGAAUAUCCUCGUUUAAUUAGAGGGUUAGAGAAAAUAUAUACAGUGGAUACUGAAAGAUCAGCAGAAUAUUUCUCAAGACUUGGUUAUUAAAUUGUGUUUAUAGAUUAUAAUGUCUAUCAUCCAGAUAGCAAAUAGAUGUUGGAUAUUUUGAAAUAAAAAUUUAUAUUUCGUUAUAAUUGA
Molecule: messenger RNA, 2355 nt
Organism: Paramecium sonneborni
Lineage: Eukaryota; Ciliophora; Oligohymenophorea; Peniculida; Parameciidae
Source: the annotation of a GenBank genome assembly